Molecule: messenger RNA, 10946 nt
Organism: Eurytemora carolleeae
Lineage: Eukaryota; Metazoa; Arthropoda; Copepoda; Calanoida; Temoridae
Gene: uif
Product: sushi, von Willebrand factor type A, EGF and pentraxin domain-containing protein 1
Exons: 37
Coding region: 170-10897 (3575 amino acids)
Biological process (GO): Notch signaling pathway
Molecular function (GO): calcium ion binding; Notch binding
Source: RefSeq, a predicted model, not a curated record
GAGACUGCUACGCUGUGAGGAAGGGAAGCGCUAGCAUACUAGAUUUGUUUACAAACAGUGUACACUAUACAUCAAGUGUUAAAAAGUACUUUAGUUUUAUAUUUCUUAAUGUUGAUGUGAAGAUACCUUUAGGGUUUAGAACCCCAUUUUUCUUCAAAUAAGCACGAAGAUGUGGUUGCGCUGUGGAGGGUUGGGGGCCCUCGCCUUAUUCUCCCUCGUACUUGUAGCUGAAGCUAACGAUAAGGGUCUUUUCAUUUGUCCUAAAGGUCGAUGGAGCCUGGAGGGAUUAAAUUGUUAUCAAUUCUUUGAUGUUAAACAUUCCUACGAGAAAGCCUCAGAACUAUGUCAGAGAUAUGGUAGUAAUCUGGUCUCAAUAGAAUCCUACGCACAGAAUAAUUUCACAGCUGAGCUGGCCCUUUCUUCACUAGCUGCCAGGACAGAUACUCCUGCAUACUGGUUAGGAUACCAGACUUACAAUGAUCUACAGACGAAUACCCUGGCAGCAGAUGCUGGCAAUCAGAUCUCCGAGUUCUACGGACAUUGGGGGAUGAACCAGCCUGAUACAGACAAGGGCAGAUGCGUCCGAUCUGUGAUCAACGAUGCCCGGCAGGAAUGGGAGGUAACAACCUGUGAGGCCCUUCUACCCUUUAUGUGCGAGAUACGCGCGUGCCCCUCCGGCUCCAAGCACUGCAGCAACGGGAAGUGUGUUAACUCUAAGUUCUUGUGUGACGGCCAGGAUGAUUGUGGGGAUGGUAGUGAUGAACUUGAUUGUGAGUCCAACUGUAAACUUCAUUACAACCAACUAUCAGGAGGACAAGUUGAAAGCCCUGGCUUUGACAAUGGACGCGGCAAAUAUCCUCAGUUCGCAGACUGCAAAUGGACCCUUGAGGGACCCCAAGGAACCAAUAUUGUACUCCAGUUUUCACAUUUUGAUACUGAGAAGAUCUUUGAUACAGUACAGAUUUUGGGAGGAGGUCGAACCGAAGAAUCUGCCGUAAAUAUCGCCACCCUUUCCGGAAACCUGGAAGGAAUAUCCGCAAGAACGUUUACUUCCGCAUCAAACUUUAUGAUCAUUAAAUUCCGUUCGGACGAGGUUGUUGAGAAGUCCGGUUUCCACGCUAGCUGGACAACUAACUCAGACGGACAGAAGUGUGAAGGAGAGCUUAAUGCCGGCAACCAACCCCAGGUGUUCACUAGUCCUGGAUAUGGAAGGAACAGCGAAUACCCUGGUGGACUUGAAUGCCUUCAUAUCUUCAAAGCACCUCAAGGACAAAUCAUCACACUAGAAAUUGAAGACUUUGACAUGGAACCUAAGAAAGACUUUGUUCUUAUCCGUGAUGGUGAAGAUGCUAAUGCUAUUGAGCUGGUCACGCUGACCGGACAACAGCACUCAAAUCCGCAAUUUGUUCGUUCAACAGGAAACCGGUUAUAUGUAUACACUCGUACCGACCAGGCCGACAGCAGACGUGGUUACAGAAUGAAAUAUUACGCUGGAUGUACAUCAGUUAUUAAUAAAUUGAAUGGAACCCUUGAAUCUCCAGCCUACGGAGUAACGUCCUACCCUGCUAAUCAGAAUUGUAUUUUCCGUGUUGUACACCCCACCGGAGGUCGUCUAUCAAUGAGGUUCAAUGAUCUCAGGCUUCACCCCAGUGAUAAAAUACAGGUGUUUGAUGGAGAAGGAGGAUUAAAGCUUCACCCCGACGACGGAUUUACCGGAUACAGUACUCCAGAUCUAACCCUGUCUGCAGAGCGGGGAGAACUUAAUGUUAGGUUUAUCACUGACUCUACCAAGGGCGGAGUUGGGUUCUCCGCCAUCUACUCUGCGGACUGCCCGGAUAUUGUUGCCGGAACCGGAGCCAUUGCUUCUAGCCGAGAUACUACAUUCGGCUCAGUUGUGUCAUUUACUUGCCCAGCUGGUCAAGUUUUUGCCACAGGUGUGCGUGAUAUUCGUAUCCGUUGUUUGACCGGAGGAUCCUGGGAUCGAGAAUAUAUUCCUGUUUGUCAAACUGUUUACUGUGGACCGGUUCCACAGAUAGAUAACGGGUUUGCUGUAGAAGCUUCUAAUGUUACAUUCAAGGGUGUAGCUCUGUAUCAAUGUUAUGCUGGUUUCUCCUUCCCUAGCGGAAAUCCUCUAGAAUCUAUCACGUGUCUAGAGGAUGGCAGCUGGAGCCCUCUACCUAACUGUCAAGCCUCUAAGUGUCCUCCAUUACCUGAAGUAGAGCAUGCAGUUCCAAACCAACUUGCAGGAAAGGGACUCAACUACGGAACUGUUAUCAGGUAUGAAUGUGAACCGGGAUACGAGCGUUCAGGUCUCCCAACCCUGCUCUGCCAGAGCAACGGGACCUGGAGUAGCUUCGUACCAACCUGCACCAGGAUGAAAUGUUUCAAGUUGCCUGAGAUAGAAAACGGUUUUAUAGAGGAUGAAUCUAAAUCAUAUUAUUUCCAGGACCGUGCUUAUGUCCGGUGUCACAAGGGUUUCCGUCUGGUUGGUACUAACAUCAUCACCUGCGGUCCUGAUGAGGAGUUCAUUGACGUUCCCACCUGUGAAGACAUCAACGAGUGUGCCAACCCCCAGUGUGAUUUCUCCAGCACAGAGUGCGUAAAUACUGAUGGUGCACACUACUGUAAGUGUAUGGAGGGUAUGGAACCAGUACUGGAGUGUCGACCUGUUAUAGAUCUAGGACUAGCAAACGGUGGUCUCCCUGAAUCCAGCAUCUAUGUAUCUGGUACUGAGGAAGGAUACAGUAAGAAUAUGGUCCGUCUCAGCUCUAGUUUAGGAUGGUGCGGAGUGUCCCAACAGGCGGGACCUGCCGUCGCAGCCGACCCCAACCUUGGAAAUUAUGUCAUUAUAGACCUACGCGCUCCAACCAUUAUUCGUGGUUUCAGGACCCAAGGAGUUCAAAGGUUAGAUGGUAGACUCGGAUAUCCCAGUGCAAUCCGACUCAUGUAUGCUGAUCAACUAUCUGAUAAAUUCAAGGAGCUAAGAAAUGUUGACGGAUCUCAGGUUGAGUUUAGAGUACUGGACGGAGCUUCUCAAUCCAUCAUGAACCUGCCUAAUCCUAUUGAAGCUAGAUAUGUUCGGUUAAACAUUAUUAACUUUGAAGGUGCUCCAUGUAUGCGAGUUGAAAUCAAUGGCUGCAGCCGAACCUCCUGCUCUGAUGUGAAUGAAUGCUUGGAUAAGAAUGGUGGAUGUGACCAGAAAUGUUUAAACUCUGCCGGGGGCUUCUCCUGCAAGUGUAAUGUAGGUUAUGAACUGUUUACUGAGGACGGAACAUCUGAGUUUUAUAUUCCCGAAUUUGAAACCGGAGAGAGAGACGGAGAUAUCUACAGGUUAAACAAGACAUGCGUUCCAAAGCUCUGCCCUGCACUGGACUACCCUAAAAAUGGACGUAUUCUGACCAGCAAGGAGCACUACAGGUUUGGAGACAUGAUCAAGUUCAUGUGCGACUUCGGAUACCUCAUGGAGGGAAACCCGUCACUUCUCUGCACUUCUAGUGGACAGUGGAACGGUUCAGUACCAGAAUGCCGCCAAGCAACCUGUACAUCACUAGCUGAUGAUCCAGCUGAAGGAUUAGAGGUUAGACGAGAAGUACCUGAAGAACUUCAAAUUCCCUUCGGACAGAACAUCAGUUUGACCUGUAACCAGAUGGGAAAACCUUUGAGACGACGAACCACCGCUGGAUUCAGGCAAUGUGUUUAUGAUCCUCGACCCGAUAGUCCGGACUACUGGUUGUCAGGAGCAGAACCUAGCUGUCCUAGGAUAGACUGCGGAGUACCACCUCUUAUACCAGGAGCAGACUACGGAGAUUUUAUUGAUACCAGAUACCAGGCAAACUUCUUUUUCGGCUGCAAGGACGAAGCCUUCAGGCUGGUUGGACAGAGCAGUAAAAAAACCAAUAUUGUCACCUGUAUGGAGGACGGAGUUUGGGACUUUGGAAACCUAAGGUGUGAAGGACCAGUCUGCGAGGAUCCCGGACGUCCUGCGGACGGAACCCAGAUCUCUGAAAGCUACGAGCAGGGAUCCAAGGUUCAGUUCACCUGCACCAAGCCCGGAUACAUUCCCAUCAACCCCCAGCCCAUUGAGUGCGUUGAGCAGCCAGAAUGCAAGAUUGUUAAACCGUUGGGUAUUACUAGUGGACUUAUUCCUGACUCCGCUAUCAAUGCUACUUCAGAGAGAGGAAACUACGAAGCAAAGAAUAUCAGACUGAACGCUGUGACUGGAUGGUGUGGUCAGCAGGAAGCAUUUACUUAUGUAUCCGUAGAUCUAGGAACUAUACAUAGAGUCAAAGCUAUUCUUGUCAAGGGAGUAAUUACUGACGAUGUGGUCGGUCGUCCUACAGAGAUUAGGUUCUUCUACAAGGAGGAUGAACAGGAUAAUUACGUUGUUUACUUUCCCAACUUCAAUCUUACUGCCAGGGAUCCAGGAAACUAUGGUGAACUGGCAAUGAUCACUCUACCCUUGCCUGUGCGUGCCCGCUUUGUCAUCCUGGGUAUUGUAAGUUUUGACAAGAAUCCAUGCUUGAAAUUUGAGCUAAUGGGAUGUGAAGAUGAACCAAAGGAAAAUAGACAUUUAGGUUUCAACAAUGGUUUCCCCUUCUGUGUUGACAAUGAGCCCCCUGCAUUCAGAAACUGUCCUGCUCAUCCAAUUGUUGUAGAAAAGGGUCCAAAUGGGUUCAUUUUACCCGUAAACUUUACACAACCUGUGGCUGUGGAUAAUUCUGGAAGUAUUGCAAGGACUGAUGUUAAACCUGAGGGUUUCAGCCUACCCCUCUCUACGUUUGAGGACAUGAUGAUUGAAUACUUUGCAUAUGAUUAUGAUGGGAAUGUUGCAAUUUGUCAGGUUAAUCUUACUGUUCCUGAUGAUACUCCUCCCACUCUCACCUGCCCGCAAAGUUUUGUGAUUGAGCUUGUGGAAGAGAAAACUGAAUAUCCAGUCAAUUUCAAAAAUCUGCGGGGUCAAGUCAAUGCAAGUGAUCCUUCUGGAGAGGUUACUAUUACCUUCUCCCCUGAAAGAGCUCUGAUUAAGACCGGAGACUAUGAGAAUGUUACUGUAUAUGCCCGAGACAAAAAUGAUAAUGUAGCAACCUGUCACUUCCAAGUAGCUAUUCAGCCAACACCUUGUGUAGCUUGGGAGCUCAAACCACCUGCAAAUGGAGAUAUUAACUGUGAAGGUCGUCCUGAUGGAUAUGAAUGCACAGCAACCUGUGGACCUGGUUUCAGGUUUACAGAUGGACAACAACAGUUGACUUAUUCCUGUCAGAAUACUGAGCCAAAAUCAGACUGGACACCAUCUCGUGUUGUUCCUGACUGUGUUACAGAGAAUACCAGGGAAUCCACCUACGAUGUUGUUGCUACAAUGACAUACAAGACUCAGAGUGCUGAAGUUCCAUCUGAAUGCUAUGAUCAGUAUAUUGCUAAUGUUGAACAGAACUAUGAAGCUUUGAGUCAGGUCCUGACCAGACGUUGCUCUGCUGGUGGAGUCAACAUUCAAGUCAACUUUAAGAAAACAAUGAUUGGAGAUGUAAGAGGUAACAAUCUGGAUCUAAUCUACACUAUGAUGGUUGACCCAAGCAUCUCUCAGCCUAGGAUAUAUGAGCUCUGUGGACAAACCCACUCACUCAUCUUUGAUCUGACCAUUGGUACCAAUGAAGUUAUUGAAGCUCUCACAAAGGUUGAUGUUGGAGAACAGUGUCCAACUUUGACUGCCAUGAGUUCUGGAGUAUCUCGAGGAUUUGCUUGCAGUGAGGGAGAAGUUCUUAAUAAGAUUGCCUCUUCUCUUGUUCCCCGUUGUCUUGAGUGCCCUGCAGGAUUCUUUGCCGAGCAAGGAGAAACAGCUUGCACUAGAUGUCCCAAAGGACAAUAUCAAGAUGAAGCAAGACAAGGAUCCUGUAAACAAUGCCCAGUUGGUAGAUGGACUAGGGAUGAGGGAUCUAAAACUGAAGGAGAUUGUGUUCCAGUCUGUGGAUAUGGAACAUACAGCCCAACUGGUCUGGUUCCCUGUCUGGAAUGCCCCCGAAGUAGCUUCUCUCAGGAACCCCCAGUUGAUGGUUUCAGAGAAUGUGCCACCUGCCCUGCUGGUAUGUUUACUUUCCAGCCUGGAGCAAACAGUCCUGAUUUAUGCCAAGAAAAAUGCUCUCCUGGAUACUACAGUCCUACUGGACUUGCUCCAUGUGCUCCUUGUCCUGUUAAUCAUUUCCAACCUCUUAGUGGACAGAGACAAUGCUUCAAGUGCCAGUCUGGAGAGGAAACCCUGACCACUGGAGCAGCAAGUAAGGAUGACUGCAAUGCUAUUGAUUGUGAUGACGAUCUCUGUAUGCAUGGAGGACUUUGUGUGCCCAUCUUUCAUAGAUCUAAAUGCUACUGUCCAGCUGGGUUCGCCGGUCAAUAUUGUGAGGUUGAUGUUGAUGAAUGUGCUUCAAGACCUUGUUAUAAUGGAGCUACUUGUGUUGAUCUACCUCAGAGCUAUAGGUGUGACUGUGCAGAAGGAUUUUCCGGUCUUCAAUGUCAAGAGGAAGUUUCAGACUGUGUUGAGGGAACCUGCCCAGACAGAGCUAUGUGCAAAAACCUGCCUGGUCCAGGAAAUUUUGAAUGUCUGUGCAGAGAUGGUUUUAAGGGAGAGAAUUGUGAUGUUACUGAAGAUCCGUGCUCCGAGAAUGGAAACCCUUGUAAUAAUGGAGGUUCCUGCAAGACCCUGCCACAGGGAAGGUUCACCUGCCAGUGUCCAGAGGGAUGGGAGGGAACAGUUUGCGAAAACAAUAUUGAUGAUUGUUUAGAGCAGCCAUGUUUGUUGGGAGGAAAUUGUACCGACCUGGUAAAUGACUUUAAAUGUGAUUGUCCAAAUGGGUUUUCUGGUAAAAGAUGUGAAGAAAAGGUUGACCUGUGCGUGGAUGAACCCUGUGUCCGAGGAAUGUGUAUAGAUAAACUGUUCAGAUAUGAAUGUAUCUGUGAGACUGGUUGGACUGGAGCUGAUUGUGAUAUUAAUAUUGAUGACUGUGCCAGCAACCCCUGUGUGAACAAUGGUUUAUGUGUAGACCAGGUUAAUGGGUAUACUUGUUCCUGUGAACCUGGAUAUACAGGUAAAAACUGCCAGCAUACCAUUGACUAUUGUGUGGAUGAACCAUGUAAGAAUGGUGGAACAUGCAAGAGCAAUCUAGAUUCUUUUGUAUGUGAAUGUAGACCUGGGUUUUCUAGCACACCAACCUGUGAGAACGAAAAUGAUGAGUGUAGUACUGCGCCCUGUGAUCCAACUGGAACGCUACAGUGUCUGGAUCUUGAUAACAGAUAUGAAUGCAAAUGUCGAGACGGAUAUAUUGGAGAAUUCUGCCAGACUAAUGUGGAUGAUUGUGCUUCUUCUCCUUGCAGAAAUGGUGGAAGAUGCCGAGACCUUGUUGGUGAUUUUGAGUGCCAGUGUCCAAUUGGCUGGGAGGGAAAACGGUGUGAGAUUGAUGAACAGCGGUGUGAUGAAUCUACUUGUGAGAAUAAUGCUCUUUGUGUUAAUCUCUUCCAAGAUGUGUUCUGUGCUUGUCCCUCUGGAACUGAUGGCAAAAGGUGUGAAACUUCUCCUCAGAGAUGUAUUGGAGAUCCUUGUAUGAAUGGUGGAGCUUGCAAAGACCUUGGCUAUGGAUUGAAUUGCUCCUGCUCUAAGGACUAUACUGGAGUUGGUUGUCAGUAUGAAUAUGAUGCCUGUGCUGCUAAUGCUUGCAAAAAUGGUGCUACUUGUAUUGAUAAUGGUGUAGGAUACAAGUGUAUUUGUCCUGAUGGAUAUGCUGGAGAGAACUGUGAUGAAAACAUUGAUGAUUGUGCUCUUGGUAGAUGUCCUCCAACUGCUACAUGUAUUGACCUCACCAAUGACUUCUAUUGUAAAUGCCCCUUUAACCUGACUGGAGAAGACUGUCGAAAACAGAUCACAAUUAAAUAUGAUCUUCAUUUUACAGAUGAAAGUAAAUCUUCCAGUGCAUCUCUAGUUGUUCCCUUUGAACUCGGAACACCUGAGCUAUCUAUUGCUAUGUGGGUUCAGUUUGAUACAAUUGGAGAAACCGGAACUUACUUUACUCUCUACUCAGUUUCACAUGAAUACUAUCCAAUUGAUCGUCAGAUCCUUCUGCAGGCUCAGAAUAGUGGAGUUUAUGUCCAUCUGUUUGAUAAUGAAGAACCAGUGUUCCUACAAUUCCCAUCUUACAUUCCAGUUGCUGAUGGACAAUGGCAUCAUGUUGCUCUCACCUGGUCUUCCUACACUGGUAAUGUAAUUCUAACAGCUGACAGUGUAAUUGCUGACAAAAAGGAGUUUUAUGGAUCUGAGCAGAUGCUGCCCAAGUAUGGGUAUGUAACUCUGGGAAGUGAGGAAUCAGAUGAUGGCAGGACAAGGACAGAAUCAGGAUUUCAUGGAAAACUGACCCGUGUCCAGAUUUGGGAUAGAGCCCUGGACACACAGCUGGAGAUCCCUAGACAGGUUAAAUCUUGCAGAAACUCACAGGUGUUGUUCCCUGGCUUAAUAUUAAGAUGGGCUGGAUAUGACAAAACUGUGGGUGGAGUUGAGAGAAUUAUGCCAAGUGUUUGUGGAGAUAGACGUUGUGAGCCUGGAUACACUGGACCUGAUUGUCAACAGUUAGAUCAAGACAAGAUCGCUCCUGAGGUACUUUAUUGUCCUGGAGAUAUCUGGGUUGCAACCACCAACGGAACUGCUUUUGUUAACUGGGAUGAACCAAGGUUUAGCGAUAAUGUCAAUAUUUCCCGACUUCUCCGACCCAGCCUUGCUCCGGGUAAUGCCCUUCACUGGGGAACCUAUGACAUAUCUUAUAUUGCAUAUGACAACUCUGAUAACUCAGUUGAUUGUAGUUUCAAGAUUUAUGUUCUUGAAUCGUUUUGCCCACCUCUUGACCCUCCUCAAUCUGGAUCUCAAAUCUGUGAUGAUUGGGGUCCAGGAGGUAGGUUUAAGGUCUGCAGGAUUGAAUGCGAUGAAGGCAUGAAGUUCUCUCAACCUGUUCCCCAGUUCUACACCUGUGGUGCUGAAGGGUUCUGGAGACCAAAUCCAAACAAAGACCCUGCUGUUCCUUUUGUUUACCCUGCUUGUUCUGCUGCCAAACCAGCACAGAAGAUAUACACCAUAAAACUUCAAUACUUGGCAUCUGUACUUUGCAGUAAACAGGGACAUGGAGUGCUCAAAAAUAAGAUUAUUUCUGCAUUGGAAGACCUCAACAAAGAAUGGAGAUUCUCAACAUGUGACAAGAUUAGUGAGAAGGACUGUGAAGGACUUGGAGUCAAUAUUGAUUGUAUCAAAAAGGACAGAGUCAAGAGACAGAUUGGAGAACAGGAGCAAGCUUAUGAUCUUGAGAUUUCUUUCCCAACCCUGGAAGGAGAUGAAGCUGUAAACAGUGAUGGGCAAAGGGCUAAGAUUGAUCAACUCUUACAAUCCAUCCUUCUUGAGAACACUAAUCUUAAUGUUGAUGAAACUCUUCCUGGCACAUUAUUGGACAAAACAUCUAUUUUUCUUGAACCAUCCUUCUCUUGUCCACCAGGCUCCGUUGUUGUCGACAGCUCCUGUGUACCUUGUCCAGAGGGGACCUUCUUCAACAGAGGAACCUGUCAGAAGUGCCCUCUAGGCCAGUACAGCAGUAAGCAAGCUCAAAUACAGUGCACAACGUGUCCUGAAAUUAACGGAAAUCCCGGAGUCACACAAUCAGAAGCAUCUACAAAGCAAUCAGACUGUAAGGAGGAGUGCUCGGCUGGAAAAUAUUAUGAUGAAGUGACCGGCCUUUGCCGUCCUUGUGGUCAUGGUAGAUAUCAACCUAACUCUGGCAAGUUCUCCUGUAUUAUGUGCGGCAAUGGACUGACAACAAGAACUAAAGAGGCAAUGACUAAGGAUGAAUGCAAACCUGAAUGUGCUGACGGUCAACAGCUUGACCUUCAGGGUGAUUGUGUAAGCUGUCCCCUUGGAACCUAUAGAAGCCGUGGUAUUCAGCUGGCCUGCGCGCGUUGUCCCGCUGGUUUUACAACAGCUAAGGUUGCUAGCUCUGAUAUAUCUGAUUGUUCUCUACCUAUCUGUUUGAAGGGAUCUUAUCUCAAUGCUACGGUCAACUCUUGCACUCUCUGUCCAAGGGGUUACUAUCAGGACGAGGAACAACAAACUCAAUGUAAGCAGUGUGCAUCAGAUACAUCUACUAAGGAGGAGGGAGCAGUGGAUAGCUCUAUGUGUACUAACAGGUGUAAGGUAGCUGGAGGAGAGGAACUAUGUGAUCGUAAUGCAGAUUGUCUGUUCCACCCAUCAAACAACACGCACAGCUGCCAGUGUAAACUAGGAUAUGACGGAAAUGGACAAGUCGGAGACUGUAGGGAUUCAUGUGAGGGCAGAUGCAGAAAUGAGGGAGAGUGUUUGAAGGAUAAAUUUGGAUCUCCUUACUGCCAGUGUAUAGGAUCCUUCACUGGACCAAACUGCGAGGAAAAAUCUGAGUUUGCAUACAUUUCAGGAGGUAUUGCUGGUGCUGUCAUUUUCAUUGUUUUGCUCGUACUGCUCAUCUGGAUGAUUUGUGUACGUGCAACUAGAAGGCGCGCACCUGAGAAAUCCGGUCUUGGACCUGGUGCAGAGGUCGCUCACAGUGGAGUAAAUUUCUACUAUGGAGCCCCUGCCCCCUAUGCUGAAAGUAUUGCCCCCUCCCACCACAGUACAUACGCCCACUAUUACGACGAUGAAGAGGAUGGAUGGGAUAUGCCAAACUUCUACGGAGAAGGAUAUAACAAGGAAGCGAAGAUGAACUCGCUGGCUCGAUCCAACGCAAGUCUUUAUGGAAACAAAGAAGAGCUUUAUGACAGGCUUCGUAGGCACGCUUACAACGGGAAGAAAGAAAAGAGCAAGACCAGCGCAGCUGAAACCACCAGCGAAUCUGAUGACGGGAGAAAUUAAAAUUUAGAAUAUCCAACAACACAAGAACUUCUCUGCUCUUGGGCAGAUA